Penicillium subrubescens is the source of this 249-nucleotide messenger RNA. RefSeq lists its product as uncharacterized. Bases 1 to 249 code for a protein of 82 amino acids. Lineage: Eukaryota; Fungi; Ascomycota; Eurotiomycetes; Eurotiales; Aspergillaceae. The transcript is spliced from 2 exons. The record is from RefSeq and is a predicted model, not a curated record.
AUGCAUAAGUGUCCGGUCAUUCCUAACCCAGAAGCCCUCGAGCAUGUUGCUACCUCUGGAGACGACGCCAAAGGCCGUACUCGGGUCAACGUUCUGGCCAAUAGACGGGGUACCACCCCAUCAGCCUCCAUGCUUCCUCCAGCGUUUGACGUGAACAACCUUAUACCCUUUGGGCACGAAGAACAGGUCGUGGCGCUCCGGUGUGCGGGAGAUAGCCGUAAGACGACCGCUACCCACCACCACGCUUGA